Molecule: messenger RNA, 3969 nt
Organism: Calidris pugnax (ruff)
Lineage: Eukaryota; Metazoa; Chordata; Aves; Charadriiformes; Scolopacidae
Product: interferon-induced very large GTPase 1-like
Exons: 1
Source: RefSeq, a predicted model, not a curated record
CUGCAGGAGGAGCGCUUGGAGAAGGAAAAGAAGAGACAAGAAGAGGCCAAGAAAGCGCUGAAGGAGCUGAAAGAAAUGCACAAGAGCCGCAACCAGAGCGAGGAUGUCAGGAGACAGAAAGAGGAGGCUCUGUGGAAGGCCAUGGAGAUUCCCAAGGAGUACUGGCCACCACCAGAGAAGUCAUUGCUGGAUGUGCUGGAGGGCAUCCAGAAGCAGCUGGAGCAGCAGGAGUCGUCAGUGGGCAGGGGUGAGACCAUCUCGGACACAGAGGUCCUGAGGCGGGCGUCGGGGGGGCUGGCCCUGCAGGGCAUUUACAAAACCAGCAGGGUCAAUGAUGUGCUGGAGAAGCGAGACCAGAUCAUCAGGAUUCCCGAUGGGUUCAAGCUCGUGGGUCCUGAGCAAGGGUCUCUGAUUGAGAGUAAGGAUUUCUCCUCCUCUGCAGAGGAAGCCACUUUCACCAAGUCCAUGGAGCAGCUGGGGUUCAGCAUCAGCGUUUGUGCCCAAGCCGGGUUCUGGGGGUUUAACACGGAAGAUGAUUAUAGCAACUCCUCACGGUCAGAGGCCACCCGCCAGUCCCGCUCUGAGCAGGGCUACAUCUGCACCACCAAGUUCCAGUACAUCCCGCUGGCCUCCUGCUGCUUCCAAAAGCACCAGCUCUGCCUCUCGGAGGCGGCCCUGCGGGAGCUGCAGGACAUCGAGCACCUUCUGAGCACCACUCUGGAAGGGGACAAGUCCAACGUGAUGAAGAGCAGGUGCGGGAGCUUCUUCAGGACGUUUGGGUCCCACGUGAACCAGGGUCCCCUCCACUUUGGGGGGAUCUUCUGGUGGAAGGCAGCUACGGAAGGGUUCCAGGCCGAGCAGCGGGAAGAGAUGAAGCAACAGGCAUCGAAAGCCCUGAACCUCUGCAUCGGGGCCAGCUACAGCAAAUUCACCACCAGCGUGGUGGGGAAUGUGGAGGUGUCGCAGUCCAGUUUGCAGUCUUCUGUCCAGGGAAGAGAUGGAAAGAGUGCCCACAGGGGGGUGAAGCUCUGUGUGACCAGCACCGGGGGCCCAGCAGGGACGGAUUCUCUUCCUCAGUGGAAAUCGGGUCUUGUGGCAAAUAACUCAACCUGGUGUGUCAUCGACCGAGGGUUUCAGCUGAUCCCGGUGUGGGAUCUCAUCCUCUCCAAUCACAGCAAGGACUUUAAGUCUCCCUGUCAAGUGAGCAGCUGCCUCAGGGCUGUGUAUGAAGCGCUAACGAACCAGAGUGCCAGCCCCAUGUUUGGAGAGGAGCUGGUCAGUGCGAUGGAAGAGGCCAGGGAUUUUGUGGAGUACGUGAAGGGCUGGGACAUGAUGGUGGAUGAAAGGAAGUUGCUCCAGCUUAAUAAUUUCAAACAGCGUCUGAACGAAAAAACCAAGAACCAUAGUGUCUGGGUCAACGUGUGCCUGUCGGACAAAGCUCUGCAGGAGUUCCUGGGGAACAUCGUUGAGUUUUGCAAGAGGUCACCUCCAGACAACAUCAUCUAUAUCAAGUCUCUGCUGAGGUGCCUCCUGGAUCCUUACAUCUACUCUGUCAAGGACUUCCCCAGCUCUUCCUCCAUUAUGCAAUGGAUCUUCCACACUGAGAAAACGCUUCCCGAAACUCCCAAUGUUUCUGAGCUUGACGAUCUCACCAAGACACUGCUGCAGAUGAAGGACUACAUCCAGGAAGUCACCUACGCACCAGAAACCUCUGCAUCUGCUGUUCAUGAAGCAAAGGUAAAAGCCACCUUGACUGCAAGCCUAGCGAUUUACUCCUUGCUCCAGUGUCUCCAGGAAAGGGCACAGAAAGACGUAGAACUGUUGGUGCUCCUAAUUACGACCAGCAUGGGGUACCUGGUGGAAAGCAGCACGUUUCAGUACCUCCUUGGAUGUCCGGAAAUUACCUUCAUGACAACUGAAAUGCAAAAAGAACAUCAGGAGUAUCUGAAUCUGAAGGAGCAAGACCUUUACAGAGCCCAGGCCCACCUGCUGCUGACGGGUCUGACUGUAACGCCCGAGCAUGAAGCGGUGUCCCCGGAGCAGAAGGAGGAGCGAUUAGUUUUCAUGGAAGAUCACAUGAAAAACUUAUGGUCCACAGAGAUAACAACUCUCCUCGAAAAGCACCGUGCACUCAAAGACUGGGAGAUGCUGGAAAGUGGCUUACGGUCCCUCAUCAGUGGGCACCUGGAUGACACCUGUGAUGAAGCGAAGAAAGACAUCAUAACCAAAGACAUGGAAGACACUUUUCAAAGAGUAGAGCCUUCCAGUCAGCCCAAACCCACACCUGACACCGGCAAAUCCAACACAGAUCAAGCUGUUGCAAACCAAGACUUCCUCCACUUACUCAAGCGCCUUGGACUAGAAAAUCACUAUCCCAAGAAAAUGGGGACAGAAGAUUUCCACAUCAUAUACAAGACGUCCUUACACAACAGCCGGCCCAGCAAGGACAAUGAACUACCGUUUUACUUCUUGCAAAAGCUAUUAACGGUGGACUAUCGGGUGAGGUACCUGACUUGCAAGGAGGAGAACAACCCAGGACCCACACCCGGGCCAAACCCCACAGAGCAAGAACAGGAAACCUCAGAUUCCUUUGAGGACUUUUUGAACGAUUUGGAGGAGGAAGUCCCUAGACCUGCACCCGGGGAGAGCCGUGUGCACCCCAUGGACCUCCAGAUGGCAAUUUUUCAUUGUGCCGACGAUUUCAUGAGACAGUACAUGUUGACAAAGCUUGCUUUCUGCCAAUUUGCGCUCCCUCUGCUGGUACCGAACCCCUGCACUUCACAGAUCGAGCUGCCCAUCUGGUCCCUCAGCCAAAUCAAAAAGAGCUGGAAAGGGGCUGAGAAGUCGGGAACGCGGGGGACGAUUAAGAGUUACAAAAACAAACUCAUCUACCAGGCAGAGACGCCCAUCGUGUCCUUCAUCCGCAUCGGCAGUUCUCCCUCCUCUUCCAAGUCUCAGAUCCUGAAUGCUCUGCUGAGCAAACAAAAGCACGACACUUUCUUCCACCGGCACUGCAAAGGCAGCACCAAAGACUGUCUGCUGAUGAAAGGGGUGGUGGAGAUCUCCUGGUACUGUCCCCGGGGCAGCGACGACGACAGCUUUGGCUGCUGCGUGGCUUUCUGCAACCUGCACGGAGACGCGAGGGACCACAAAGAGCAGCUGCAGUUUUUGCAGGAGAUAUCUGCUGUGAACGUGGCUUUUGUGUCCGAGUCUGACCAGAGCGACAAGAGAGCCAUGACAAUUUUGCGUGACCUGUGGCAGUCGCAGAGGCCUUUGGUUUGUCUUUUCACUGACAUGGAGAAUAUGGAAGCUGGCCGAUCCAGCCAGAACGUCAAAAUAGGUAUGAAGAACAGAAACGAGGCAGAAUUGAUGGAGGAGCUGAGCAAAACCAUCAGGGAUCUCCUGGAAAAGUCUAACACCCUUUUCAGCCUCGACGCCUGCCUGGACAGAGCCCGCAAGCACGGCUUCGUAGUCGAUGAGGAUACCGACGCGUGUGUGACAGCCAAAGGAAAGGCUGAGGCGCUGGUGAAGCUCCUGAAGGAAAAGAAGUUGUUUGAGAUCAAAUCCCAGCUGCUGCCUCUUCAGGGAAAACUGUGGUACAUGUGGUGUAAAAAGGACAAGGAGCUCACUCGCCUGCAGGAAAAGGGGAACAAGAGCAUCGAGCACCAUCGGAGCCAAAUUGAGUCAGAGAAGUCAGCCAUAAGAAGAAAGCAGCUGGACAAAGCGUUCCCCCUCAACCAGCUGAUGAAAUCGGUCCUUGAUUUUCUCCAGUCGCAGCCAGCAGACAGCAAGAAAUACUUCCUGCAGUGGAUGAAGGUCUUUAUGGACGACCUGUCCUCCGACCGCCUCGACGAACUGAGGAGGCAGUAUCACCAGUUAUGGUCUGAGAUCCUGGCAAUAAAGAAAAACAGCGAAAAAAAUGAUAUGAAUCCUGUGCUGAUGAGUGAGUUAGAAGCCCUCUCCAAUGAG